AUGAUUAAGUUAAUGUGCUUGUUAGUUUUAGUCUCCGCAAUCGCGUCAGAGCCCACUUUCGACUUGAUACAGAAAAAACUGGAUUUAAUAUCAGGAUUAUUCAAGAAACCCUCGGUUGGUGUAUCGGUUAACGCUUUACCGCCGCCACCGCCACCACCAGCAUUUUACAACGCAGCACCUCCAGCACCAAUCUAUGCACCACCCCCACAACAGGAUGCAGUGUAUCUAGCUCCUCAGCCGGUGCAGAGUCAACUUCCGGCGCAGGAAAUUAUCUACCAAGCACCAUCCUACCCACAAGAACCGCUGCAGGAUCUGAGCUAUCAGGCACCAGCACCAGCACCCUAUCCAGCUCCUGCUCCCGCUCCUGCACCAGUCGCUCUAGCACCAGCUCCAGUGCCUUAUGCUGAAGCACCUCCAGCGGCCCCUCAAUCGCAGGGUUUCUUUAUACCUCGCGGUAUUGAAAUUCUUAUCGUAUGCCUAUUUGCACUACUGGCCAUUGUCAAUGCUUUUCCAUCGGAUAUGCCAUAUCCCGUAGGAAACCGAGGAGAUUUUGGCCGAGCACCAAUGAUGCGUCCAGUACGAUCGGCCCCUGCGCCUCAAGCUGAACAAGAAGACUUGGCCGCUGCCGACGGUGCAGCAAACAAGGAUGAUAUGGAGAAGUCGGAAUCGUUCGGUUUCGGAUAUUAUCACCACUAUCCCAGAUACUACCACUAUGGAUACACACCGUACUACUAUUAUCCACGGUACUACACCAGCUACUGGUGGUAA
Sabethes cyaneus is the source of this 768-nucleotide messenger RNA. RefSeq names its product cyclin-dependent kinase inhibitor 1C-like. NCBI's taxonomy places the organism in Eukaryota, Metazoa, Arthropoda, Insecta, Diptera, Culicidae. The transcript has 4 exons. Bases 1 to 768 code for a protein of 255 amino acids. The record is from RefSeq and is a predicted model, not a curated record.